CGUACUUUGUGGCUAGGUUAGGUGUUGAAUUCCAGAUAUAUUGUAGCAUAGUUGGUCCAUUGUGCUGGCUUAAAUAGGUGAUAACUCGGAAGAAACGGUGUAUUGAACAUCCGUGGAGAAAGAUAACAUUUUGUAACACGUUCAAUUAGCGAGCUAAACAAAGUGAAGUGAAAUUACGUGUGCCGCGCGUUGAAAACGGAAGCAGUAAAAAGUGAAACUAUUAGCUGUGACGACUGGCAAUCAGCAAAUGUAUAAGAGAAAAGGCGCACACAUAAAAGAUAAAAAUUAAGGAAUUUUCGCAGUCAAAAUAUUAAUUGAAAAAAGGCAGUGGAAAGUGUGCAAGGAGUUUUUACCAAUCAAUUAAGACAAUAAUUCAAUAUCGCUGUGCUCUGAACGUUUGGUCGGUUUUUAACCAAAAUUUAACUCUUAAUUAUAUAAUUGAUUUUUUUUAUUUGUUUUACAAACAAUUAAAGCAAUAGUUUUUCACAAGGAUUUACAACGAACUUAUUUAUUUGUAAAUUCGGAGCGACUUCUUGAAAUGACUUUUAAAUGCUGUGACUGAAAGUGCAAUUCUACAAUUUCUAUAAGACAAUCCACGAUACAAGACUUGAUGAAGUACGAACUAAAAGGACUUCAGAGCACCUGCGGCAUAUUUAAGUGAAUUGGAACAAAAGAACUUCGUUGACUGAAAAUAGCAACUAUCAAAUCAAACUAUUAACAAUAUUAAACAGAUAUUGGCGAAAAUUGUGGCAGAACAUCACCUACCUGUGAAAAACGAAUCGCAAAUACGCUGACACUUGAAAUUGCACGCCAACAUCCAGCGCACUCACGCUCCACACCUCGCCCCCAGCACACACACAUACGCACACAUGUGGAUCGUUGCAACAGCUGCGCUAAUCCAUUAGAGGCAACGUAUGUGAUUGACUGACAACUAAAACUAAAAUAUUUAUUCAUCAAUUGCGAUAAUUUGUUGUUUUCAACAAUUUCCUACCACGCCGCUACAUAUACAUACAUAUUUACCUUACCUGGCGCUUUUGCUUUUAUUGAAAAUUGCUGUUAUUGUUUUUACUGUCAGCGGCAAAUACAAUACGCAUUGUUGCAGCAAAAUUGUGAUUGCAAGUUACGACGGCAACAACAACAACAACAACAAGAGCAACGCGUCUCAACUUCAGGAAUUUCUAUUCAGAGUACACAUUUCGCACAUCGCCGCCAAAAUUGUGCUUAAACCGGAGAUUCGUCGCCAAAAUGAUAGGACGUCUAUUUCGUGCACACGGUGAAUUUUGUGCUUCCCAUCCGUGGGAGGUUAUUGUGGCGCUACUCACGCUGACGGCAUGUAUGCUGACAGUUGACAAGCAAGCCGGUGGUGGCGGCGUCGGCGCCGGCGUUGCCUCCAUGGCAGCGUCGUCGGCAACUUCCAGUCGACAUCGUCCCUGUCACGGUUGGAGUCAGUCGUGUGAUGGUCUGGAAGCCGAGUACAAUGCCGCCGACGUGAUACUGAUGACGAUUGUGCGCUGCACGGCAGUGCUUUAUUGCUACUACCAGUUUUGCAGCCUGCACAAGCUAGGUUCCAAGUAUAUUCUAGGAAUCGCUGGACUAUUUACGAUCUUCUCUAGUUUUAUCUUUACGACGACAAUAAUAAAGUUCCUUGGCAGUGAUAUGUCUGAUUUAAAAGAUGCACUGUUUUUUAUGCUCCUGGUUAUUGAUCUCACAAAUUCUGGCACACUCGCGCAAUUGGCGCUCUUCGGCACGAAUCAGGCCGAAGUGACGAAUAACAUAGCGCGUGGCUUAGAAUUGCUGGGACCGGCCAUAACCUUAGAUACGAUUGUGGAGACGCUUGUAAUUGGUGUGGGAACGCUGUCGGGCGUGCAGCGUCUCGAGGUGCUGUGCACAUUCGCCGUUAUGUCGGUGAUUGUGAAUUAUGUGGUCUUUAUGACCUUCUAUCCAGCCUGUUUGUCGCUGAUACUCGACUUGUCACGCAACGGCAUGGACAUGUCGUUAGUGCGCGCUAAGGCCAAAGACUCCAUACUAUUGAAGGCGCUGAACGAUGAAGAGCAGAAGACGAAUCCGGUAGUGCAACGCGUGAAAAUCAUAAUGACCACCGGUCUGAUGGUUGUGCACAUCUACAGUCGCAUCGUCUUCUCGAACAGUGAAUACGAGACGGUGGAUAAGAAAUUGACGCCGCAAUUGAAUUUGAAUGCGAACAGCAGUCGCACGGAGUCGGGUGAAAUUACGGAUAUGAUCAUCAAAUGGCUUACCAUGAGCGCUGACCAGAUUGUCAUACUAAUCCUGCUCAUUGCUUUGGUGGUGAAGUUCAUCUUCUUCGAACAUCGGCACGAGCUGCGUGAUCAACUGCGUCAGUCCACAGUCGCCCUUGUGGCAAAAACUUCCCAAACUCAAGCCUUGAACGAAGUUGAAGAGGCCGCCAUAGUUCCCCCAAUGACUGCCACUGUUGACGACUCGAGUCAAACCGAAAUUGUUGGCUCGCUGCCUGAGCUCACUGUUACGCCUCCCGGCGCAAACGUACGCAGCCAUCGCGCCCCACUAUUCACCAUCGAAGAGCAAAAUCUCGUAAAUGCAUACACACAAACCGAUAGCAUAACCGAUGUAAGCCAAUUGCUGCCACUGGUGAAGCGUCAGGUCGAACCACGGCCGCCGCGCUCACUCCAAGAAUGCCUACAAAUUAUUCAAUCCACCGAAGAGGGCUGCAGCGCUGCCAAUCUCACCGAUGAAGAAAUCACUUUAGUCGUUAAUAGCGCCAGUCAACACUGCCCCUUACACAAUAUCGAAUCCAUUUUGGAUGAUCCGGUGCGCGGUGUGAACUUACGUAGGAAAAUCAUUUUUGAGCGUGCCAAAGUACCAGCGGAACGCAUGGACUGCUUACCUUAUCUGCACUUCGAUUACCGCAAAGUGAUGAACGUCUGUUGUGAGAAUGUCAUUGGCUACGUACCCAUACCAGUGGGCUAUGCCGGCCCACUAUUGCUGGAUGGCAAUAGAUAUUUCGUGCCCAUGGCAACCACCGAAGGCGCACUGGUCGCUUCUACCAAUCGAGGCUGUAAAGCACUCUCGGUGCGCGGUGUCAUUUCGCAUGUGGAGGACGUGGGCAUGACGCGUGCACCCUGCGUGCGCUUCGGCAGCAUUUCACGCGCUGUGGAGGCGAAAAAUUGGAUUUACAAUGAAAAGAACUAUAAAAAGAUCAAGAGCGAAUUCGAUUCAACAUCGCGUUUUGGCCGCUUGAAGGAAUGUCUGAUCGCAAUCGAUGGUCCACAGCUCUACAUUCGAUUUGUGGCGUUGACAGGCGAUGCCAUGGGCAUGAAUAUGGUAUCCAAAGGUGCUGAGAUGGCGCUGAGAUGCAUCAAAAAGGAAUUCCCAGACAUGCAAAUCAUAUCGCUGAGUGGCAACUUCUGUUGCGACAAGAAACCGGCAGCAAUCAACUGGAUCAAGGGCCGCGGCAAAUGUGUGGUAACCGAGUGCAUCAUUCCGGCUCAAACCCUGCGCACUGUACUGAAAACGGACGCCAAAACGCUGGUGGAGUGCAACAAAUUGAAGAACAUGUCCGGCAGCGCCAUGGCGGGCAGUAUAGGUGGAAACAACGCACACGCAGCUAACAUGGUGACGGCCGUUUUCCUAGCCACCGGUCAAGACCCCGCACAAAAUGUGACAUCCAGCAAUUGCUCCACGGGCAUGGAAUGCUGGGGCCCGAACAAUGACGAUUUAUACAUGACCUGCACGAUGCCCUCAUUGGAGGUGGGCACGGUUGGCGGCGGCACCGGCCUGCCCGGUCAGGGCGCAUGCCUGGACAUGUUGGGCGUGCGUGGCGCUAAUCACGCGCAUCCCGGCGAAAAUGCAAAGAAACUGGCACAAAUUGUGUGCGCCACAGUGAUGGCGGGCGAAAUAAGUCUGAUGGCGGCGCUGGUCAAUAGUGACCUAGUUAAGAGUCACAUGCGUCACAAUAGGUCUUCCGUGGCUAUCGCAGCAAGCAGCAAAGGAAGUGCGCUAAAUGUAACGGUUUCGAGUUGCAGCAGCAUCAGCUAAGGCCCCGCGCAUAAAUCCCACUUGUUAACCCAACAGUUGUUAUUCAAAUCACAUUAUUGUGCGAACAUCAGUGGUACGCACAAAACUCGUUGAAAAGCACAACGGCAGCGCCGACUGUGGUCAUCUGAAGAGCGAUUGCGAAGUGC
Bactrocera dorsalis (oriental fruit fly) is the source of this 4178-nucleotide messenger RNA. RefSeq names its product 3-hydroxy-3-methylglutaryl-coenzyme A reductase (gene Hmgcr). Gene Ontology annotation, molecular function: hydroxymethylglutaryl-CoA reductase (NADPH) activity; protein binding; NADP binding. Gene Ontology annotation, cellular component: peroxisomal membrane; endoplasmic reticulum membrane. Gene Ontology annotation, biological process: isoprenoid biosynthetic process; coenzyme A metabolic process; sterol biosynthetic process. The transcript is spliced from 7 exons. The record is from RefSeq and is a predicted model, not a curated record. The coding region runs from base 1246 to 4032 and encodes 928 amino acids. NCBI's taxonomy places the organism in Eukaryota, Metazoa, Arthropoda, Insecta, Diptera, Tephritidae.